CUCUCCAUUCUUCACCCAAGCUACUAAAUUCCCUAGCAAAUUAAAUAAUUCCAGAGUAAGAGAAGUAAAAAUAACCAAAAAAGAUGGAGACCUUCCCAGUGGUUGACAUGGAGAUGCUUAACACUGAAAAAAGGGCUGCAAUUAUGGAGAAAAUAAAGGAUGCUUGUGAGAACUGGGGCUUCUUUGAGGUGGUGAAUCAUGGGAUCUCUCAUGAGCUUAUGGACAUUGUGGAGAAGCUAACAAAGGAACAUUACAACAAUUGUAUGGAAAAAGGGUUCAGGCAAAUGGUGGCAAGCAAAGGGCUUGAGGAUGUUGAGGUUGAGAACAAUGAUUUGGACUGGGAAAGCAGUUUCAACUUGAAACACCUUCCUGUUUCAAACAUCUCUGAUGUUCCUGAUCUUCAAGAUGAUUACAGGAAGGUGAUGAAGGAAUUUGCAAAUAAACUAGAGAAAUUAGCAGAACAACUCUUGGAUUUACUUUGUGAGAACCUUGGACUUGAAAAAGGUUAUUUAAAGAACGCUUUUCAUGGUACAAAAGGUCCAACAUUUGGUACAAAGGUUGCAAAUUAUCCACCUUGUCCAAAACCAGAACUCAUAAAGGGCCUAAGGGCUCACACUGAUGCAGGUGGCAUCGUACUUUUGUUCCAAGAUGACAAAGUUAGUGGACUACAACUCCUAAAAGAUGGUCAAUGGGUUGAUGUCCCACCAAUGCCCCAUUCCAUUGUUGUCAACAUUGGUGACCAACUAGAGGUGAUCACAAAUGGAAAAUACAAGAGUGUGGAUCACAGAGUGAUUGCUCAAACAGAUGGAAACAGGAUGUCAAUAGCAUCAUUUUACAAUCCAGGGAGUGAUGCUAUUAUUUUUCCAGCACCACAAUUGAUUGAGAAAGCAGAAAAAUUAGAGAAAGACAAAUUUCUAAAGUAUCCCAAAUUUAUGUUUGAGGACUAUAUGAAAUUGUAUGCAAGUCUCAAGUUCCAAGCUAAGGAACCUAGAUUCGAAGCUAUGAAGGCAGCGGAAUUCAUAUGUUAAUGCAGAAAUUAAUGAAUAAGAAAGGAGGGGCAAAAAUAAAAAAAAGAAUGUGGGUUUUAUUGAUAUUGUUUUGUCCUUAAUAAGAUUAAUGUUAGUAGACUUCCUUGCGUGUGUUUAAAAGUGGUUUGUUUGAAUAUGUAAGAUGUAUUAAUUUGUUGUUUUCAAUAGUCUCAUUGUAAGGAGUGGAAUUCAUAUGUUAAUCCAGAUUAUAUUAAUAAAAAGAGGGCCGAAAAAGAAAAAAGAAAAAAGUAUAUGGAGUAGUUUAUAUUGA
Molecule: messenger RNA, 1299 nt
Organism: Lycium barbarum (goji berry)
Lineage: Eukaryota; Viridiplantae; Streptophyta; Magnoliopsida; Solanales; Solanaceae
Product: 1-aminocyclopropane-1-carboxylate oxidase-like
Exons: 4
Coding region: 84-1028 (314 amino acids)
Source: RefSeq, a predicted model, not a curated record